Messenger RNA from Neohortaea acidophila, 825 nucleotides. Its product is annotated as phosphoadenosine phosphosulfate reductase. The record is from RefSeq and is a predicted model, not a curated record. Gene Ontology annotation, molecular function: phosphoadenylyl-sulfate reductase (thioredoxin) activity. The annotation marks the transcript as partial. Gene Ontology annotation, cellular component: cytoplasm. NCBI's taxonomy places the organism in Eukaryota, Fungi, Ascomycota, Dothideomycetes, Mycosphaerellales, Teratosphaeriaceae. The transcript has a single exon.
GAGUCCGGCUACUCCAGCGGCAGCUCCUCCUCCGCCGACAGCCUACCCGACGUCUACUUCACCAAGCCUCACCUGAAAUUCCUCAACCGACAACUCUCCCAGCUCGACCCGCGCGACGUGCUGAAAUGGUGCAUCACCUCCCUCCCCACCCUCUACCAGACGUCCGCCUUCGGCCUCACCGGCCUCGCCAUCAUGGACAUGGCGUCGAAACUCAAAGACCGCUCCCCCCUGCACCCCAACAUCGAGCUCAUCUUCCUCGACACCCUCUACCACUUUCCGCAGACCCUCGACCUCGUCGAGCGGGUCAAGGAAACCUACCCGCGGCUAAGAAUCCACACCUUCCGCCCCGCCGGCUGCGACACAACCGCCGACUUCGAGCGGCUACACGGCGAGCAACUCUGGGAGCGCGACGAAGAGCAAUACGACUACGUCGCCAAAGUCGAACCGGCGCAACGCGCCUACCGCGACCUCAACGUCGCCGCCGUCCUGACGGGCCGCCGCAAAUCCCAAGGCGGCAAGCGCGGCGACCUCGACAUCCUCGAAAUCGAGCCCGAGACGGGCCUCAUCAAGGUCAACCCGCUGGCCAACUGGUCCUUCAAGCAAGUCCAGGCGUACGUCAAGGAGAACCACGUGCCGACCAACGACUUGUUGGACCUCGGGUACCGGAGUGUGGGCGAUUGGCAUUCCACAAAGCCGGUGACGGAUAGCGAGGAUGAGCGGGCGGGCCGCUGGGCUGGACGGAGCAAGACGGAGUGCGGCAUCCAUAACAAGCGGUCGCGGUAUGCCGUCUUCCUAGAGGAGCAGGAGCGAAAACGGCAGGAGGAG